Molecule: messenger RNA, 1557 nt
Organism: Portunus trituberculatus (swimming crab)
Lineage: Eukaryota; Metazoa; Arthropoda; Malacostraca; Decapoda; Portunidae
Gene: Rpi
Product: ribose-5-phosphate isomerase-like
Exons: 8
Coding region: 561-1265 (234 amino acids)
Biological process (GO): D-ribose metabolic process; pentose-phosphate shunt, non-oxidative branch
Cellular component (GO): intracellular membrane-bounded organelle
Molecular function (GO): ribose-5-phosphate isomerase activity
Source: RefSeq, a predicted model, not a curated record
GUUUUUUUUUUUUCUUUUUGUCGUGGUACGUCGUAAGUAAUUAUCACUACUACCAUGGCAAGCUCUCAUUGGACGUCCGUGACACGUGAUUUAUAGACUCACACAUAAUGUAAACACAAAAUAGCCACAAGAAGAAGGGGAGGAAGACUGAGGAUAACAGCCGUUGAAAAGGCUUCUGUAAGUUCUCUUCCCAACCACCACCAGCUUGCAGGACUUUAUAACGCCCUGUUGAUUUUUCCGAAAGCAUCACAGCAGGUUAAUAAAGGCUUUCCGUGUGGGAAAAAGAAAACACUUCAUAAACGUAAAGUGAGUAUAUUACUACUUGACAGCUGUUAUGUGCUACUGACAAGGACCAAUAGUAAACAAUAACUACCAUUGACCUGUAAUAGGUUUUAAUGGGAUAGUGGUAAAGGUUUCUAUGUAAUACAGCUGCAUCAAACUCUUAGGACAGUCUUGGUGUAUCCAUAUAUUGAAAAAGGACCAACGCCCAGCUAUUCUGGAAAACUGCAGUUUCAACUUGGAUGCAUAACUCAUAUUUUUAGCAGGUGGUCUGGGCAAGCAUGGACAAGGUGGAGAGUGCUAAGAGGGCAGCAGCCCACAGGGCCGUAGAUGAACAUGUCAAGGAUUCAUACAAAGUUGGAGUUGGGAGUGGCUCCACAGUGGUGUUUGCUGUUGAGAGACUCGCUCAGCGUGCCCGUGAGGAAGGGUUGAAGGUGGUGUGUGUUCCAACCUCGUUCCAAGCACGACAGCUCAUUGUGAACAAUAAUCUGGAGAUAUCUGACCUUGAAAUUACGCCUGAGCUGGAUGUAGCCAUUGAUGGUGCAGAUGAGGCAGACCAACAGUUAACACUUAUCAAAGGAGGUGGAGGAUGUCAGCUACAAGAGAAGAUUGUUGCUGCAGCUGCCAAGACCUUUGUUGUCAUUGCUGACUAUAGAAAGGAUUCUACAGUUCUCGGAGAACAGUGGAAAAAAGGCAUCCCCAUUGAAGUUGUUCCCAUGGCUUACUGUCCUGUCAAGCUGAAAAUCGAAAAUGAACUUGGUGGACAGGCAGUCCUGCGGCAAGCCAAGGCCAAAGCAGGACCUGUUGUGACAGACAAUGGAAAUUUUAUCCUUGACUGGGUGUUUGACAAGAUCCAUGACUGGGAGAAAGUGAACCAGCAAAUCAUGAUGAUUCCAGGUGUGGUGGAGACAGGCCUCUUUGUAGGCAUGGCAUCUACUGCUUACUUUGGGAUGCAAGAUGGGUCUGUAAAAGAGCGUCAUGUUUAAAUUCUAAGGUGACAGUAGCAACAACUUAACCUCUCAAAUGGUAACCAUACCACACAACUUAUAAUAAUAUAUAGCAGUUGCUAUUAUUUUCUAUAGUAUUUUUCUAAGUCUAUAUUUGUAUAUGUGUUUGAAUUUAGAAUAGUUUUGGGGAAAUGGUUGAAAUGUUAUCCAUUUAUAUAUUUAGUUAUCUACAUAUAUGUUAAACUUUAUAAGGCAGAGACAGACAAGACAUUAUGUCUCAUGUCAUUGUAAGAAUACAAAUACAGAGAGAACAGUCUCUAAUACCUUACAA